AUGGUGCGUCUGAAAGAUCGCUACCUCCUCGUAAAUAUCAUCUACAGCGAUGUUCCCGCGGGUCAAUCAAAGGGCGCCGUGCCCGACUUGCUAAUCUACAAUCAACCGACAACCGAUGAGUUGAGGCCCCAGCUUCUGCUCAAGGGCAUCCGCAGCGAGGUCGCCUCUCUCUUCGGCGAUUGCGGCUCUGGCGCAGUGGACCGCAGCCUUCAAGUAAAAUAUCUCUCGCCCGCAACGUCGACCUUCAUUCUGCGGGUAUCACGCGCCCACUAUCGCCUGGUAUGGGCCGCCCUGUCAUUCAUGAACCACGUGCCCGUGAGAAACGGGCGACCAUGCGUCUUCCGAGUGGUGCGAGUCAGCGGCACCAUCCGCAAAGUCGAGAAAGAAGCUGUGCGCCGCGCUCGGCUCCUCAUCCUCGCCGCAAAAGACGAGAUGGCUGGCAGGAGCUCGUCAGAUGCCCUCGGCGCUCUCCUACGGAGCGACGGACAAUCCCGCAGCACAGCAAUGAUAGUGGACCAAGCAGAUUCAGAGCCAGAGCCGGACGAGGGCGAGGCGUCUGAUGAUGGAUGA
Messenger RNA from Canariomyces notabilis, 570 nucleotides. RefSeq lists its product as uncharacterized. Gene Ontology annotation, cellular component: nucleolus; multimeric ribonuclease P complex; ribonuclease MRP complex. The record is from RefSeq and is a predicted model, not a curated record. Gene Ontology annotation, biological process: tRNA 5'-leader removal. Gene Ontology annotation, molecular function: ribonuclease P activity; ribonuclease P RNA binding. Bases 1 to 570 code for a protein of 189 amino acids. The transcript is spliced from 2 exons. Lineage: Eukaryota; Fungi; Ascomycota; Sordariomycetes; Sordariales; Chaetomiaceae.